Aureobasidium namibiae CBS 147.97 is the source of this 252-nucleotide messenger RNA. RefSeq lists its product as uncharacterized. The record is from RefSeq and is a predicted model, not a curated record. The transcript has a single exon. Gene Ontology annotation, molecular function: protein dimerization activity. Lineage: Eukaryota; Fungi; Ascomycota; Dothideomycetes; Dothideales; Saccotheciaceae. The annotation marks the transcript as partial.
GCAGACUUACUUGAUUCACCUGCGAAGACUAGCAGAGGCCGUCGCCGCGGUCGAUCGAUCCACACAGUUGCAGAGCGACGAUAUCGUCAUAAUCUCAUGGAGCAAUUCCGGAAUCUUGCCAGCGCCAUCCCAUUCAUUUGCACUCAGCAGCCAAGCCGUGCUGGUCAGGAUCCUAAGCCUAGUAUGGCGGAGGUCCUAGUUGCUGCUUACGACCAUAUCAAGCAGCUUGAGGCUGAAGUUGCUCGGUUACGG